UUUAAAGGAAUUUUCAGAUCUUUGGAUCAUUUAUAAGAUUGAUAAAUGUUUAAAUUGAUUUUUAGAUCUUUAAAAGGAUCGUUAAAUCUUUACAGGGAUUGUUAGAUUGUUAAAAGGAUCGUCUGAGAUCUUAAAAACAAUUGUUAGACCUUUAAACGGAUUUUUUCCACUUGAAAGUGUGGAGAGAGAUGAUAAACUACAUUUGUAUAAGUGGAAUGGAAGCAAUAUAGAAAAAUAUUCUAUAGAAGAAGAUGAGUUUAAGUGCAUAGCAUUGAAGAGAAAUGGAAUGAUAAAAGCUGAGAAGAGCACAUUAAGUAAUCUAAUCCAGGCUUGUCAGGCCAAAGAUUCUCAGGAAGAGCUUUUUCUUGGUCGAGGAGUUUUAUCUGCAGAUGCACAAAGAAAAGUUAAAAAUGAGAAAAGAGUUAAAGAAAUGGAAAUGGAACCUUGGAACUUGACAGAGUUUGUAGGAGAAAUGGAUAAAAAUGAAAGCAAACGGUUGUUAAGCAAUGAACCCCCCGGAACCUACCUAAUCAGACUAAACCAAGACAAGGAAUAUAGAUUGGCAGUCAAGACUGAGACAGGGACAAUUAAUAAUUUUAAGAUAAAUUAUGAAAAUGGAAAGUAUAAUUUUCUCAAUUGGGAGGAAUCAUCUCUGACUGAUUUGAUUACAAACAUACAGAGAAAUCACAUUCAAUACAUGACUCCCUUCGUGAGAAAAGAAUGCAACAUUCCAAUAAUUUCAAAGUCCAGGGCCUCCUACGUACUAUCCUUCAAUACACAAGGUUCAUAUCUUGUCAGGAAAAAUGAGGAAGGAAAAAUAAGGAUAAGCUAUAUGAAAAACGAUCGCAUGAAGAACAUGAUUGUAGGGAAUGAGCCUGAGAGUUUGCGUAGGGUUAUCGAAGAAUUAAAAAAAGAUGGUUCUAUUACGAAUGAGAUCUUUGAUGAUCUGCCCCCCAACUAGUUAAAUGCGAAAUAUUUUAGUAUUUUAUUGGUUUUGAAAUUUAGUGAUUUUUAAAAAGACGGCUUUAAUAAAGUAUCAAAAGUA
Messenger RNA from Eurytemora carolleeae, 1045 nucleotides. RefSeq lists its product as uncharacterized. Gene Ontology annotation, cellular component: cytoplasm. The transcript has 14 exons. Lineage: Eukaryota; Metazoa; Arthropoda; Copepoda; Calanoida; Temoridae. The coding region runs from base 287 to 961 and encodes 224 amino acids. Gene Ontology annotation, biological process: regulation of GTPase activity. The record is from RefSeq and is a predicted model, not a curated record. Gene Ontology annotation, molecular function: guanyl-nucleotide exchange factor activity.